Colletotrichum karsti is the source of this 753-nucleotide messenger RNA. RefSeq names its product opa3 domain protein. The transcript is spliced from 2 exons. Gene Ontology annotation, cellular component: mitochondrion. The record is from RefSeq and is a predicted model, not a curated record. Gene Ontology annotation, biological process: regulation of lipid metabolic process. Lineage: Eukaryota; Fungi; Ascomycota; Sordariomycetes; Glomerellales; Glomerellaceae.
CUGGCGCGGGAGAACAACCCCACCAUGGUGCCGCUGCCUCUCUUCAAGAUCGCCGCCCUCUUUGUGAGGCAUGUGUCGAAAUACGGCGCUAACCGCAUAAAGGCACAAGCCCACGACCACCCCAAAUUCCGCGCCUUCGCCGCCCGCUAUGGCCAGUCGAUCCACCAGCUCAACAUGCGCCUCUCCGUGGCCCUCCUCCGCAACGUGGAAGCAGAAAUGAGAGCAAAAGAAAAAGCCGAGGCCCCGACGGUCAAGACGAAAGAACAAGUACAGAAGGAGGAGGAAGCGAAAGCGAAACAGGCCAGGCUCGAAGCCGAACACCCCGAGGCGAAGCAGAAAUCUUCUUCCUCCUCCUCGUCAACGGAGACCAAAGAAAAGCGCCGCACCAUCACCAGCGUAUGGAGCCGCAAGUUCCGGCCCCUCCCCGAGGCCAAGGCCGUCGACCUCUUCGCCGACGUCAUCGGCGACGCCUUCAUCCUCGGCGUCGCGACCGCCAUCAUCGUCUACGAGUACUGGAAGGCGUCCCAGAAACCCGACGCCAACGCCGAGAGGAUCAAGGUCCUCGACGCGAGGCUGGAGGAGCUCACCCGCCGCGAGGAGGAGCUGGCGAGGUCCGAGGAGGACCGCAGGCGGCGGUACGAGGCGCUCGAGAACGCGCUGCGGGAGCUGAGAGACCCCAAGACGAAACAACCUUUGCUGCCCAGUUUGCAAACGCCGCCGCCGCCGCCUGCGCCGACGCAGACGGCUGCGUAG